Molecule: messenger RNA, 1897 nt
Organism: Suillus discolor
Lineage: Eukaryota; Fungi; Basidiomycota; Agaricomycetes; Boletales; Suillaceae
Exons: 6
Coding region: 354-1799 (481 amino acids)
Molecular function (GO): oxidoreductase activity
Source: RefSeq, a predicted model, not a curated record
CGCCAGCGCUACUACUUACCACAUACUUUUUGAAGAGACCCGUCCGCUGAGCGCUCGGCUUCAGUUCUUUUGUCACUUUCCGAUAUGAUCGGAUCACUGCAGUGCCAUGGGGCACGAUCAGACGUCAGACCUAAGUACAUUGUCACGGCGCUGAGCGCUCGGCUUCAGUUCUUUGUCACUUUCCGAUAUCGGAUCACCGCAGUGCCAUGGAGCAAGGUCAGACGUACUAAUUACGCUGUGGAUGCUUGUCAGACACAGUGCCGGGGUACUUUGGGCAGACGUGUACAUUAGGCCACUGCAUACAUUGGAUGCAUCACCAUAGCUUUUCUGCAUUCUUGUAGCCCCGCUCAAAGAUGGCUGCAGCUCAACAAACUUGUCCUGGCAGCGAACUCGAUGCCCUGUUCCCCUCCCCAUCUUCCCCACCGAGUGUACUUUCCCCUCCGCGGUAUCCUGGUACUUCCCCAGAAGCAGUUGCAGCUUUGACAUAUGUCUUGAAGGAUAACCAUACGAAGUACCACAUUUUCUCCAACUACCAGCGGUUUCAUAACCAUAUCACUCAUCGCGCGCUGGCACUUUAUGCCACGGGCGCGAGUGGAUCUUUGAUCGAACAAUUCUACAAACAGGACAGCGCCCACCAGCGCCCAGCCAUCGAGCCUCCCGGGGCUAUCACCGAAGAGAAUUUCAUCGAACAUCUAGGUGACGACAACUUUUACGCCGCAUACCAAACCUUCUUCAGCAAAGUUAUCAAGGAAAAGGGCCUUAGCGCCACCCUAGAGGAAUACAUCUUCUCUAAGAAAUACAACUUUAUGGAGGGACGAGAUGCAUCCACCCAGCCGGUAAUGUUGGCUCGCUUCCUUGGAGCUUUGUUCCAUGCCUUCAUUCAAGUAGGAUAUGGUGCAGAAUUUGGCAUCUUGGGCAUGGUCGUCGAAGGUCUUGCAUUGACCAGCGUGCAUGGGCACGAGUUCUUGCCUCCGUAUCUUCUCGAGGCUAGUGGCACGACUGCAGUGGAGAGGGAAACAACUCACCUUGCCUCGCUUGUCCUCAACACCACGAGAUCUAUUACCCCUUUUCAGCUCGAACGACCACCAAAAAAUCAUGCGUUCUCCAUUCUUGCAAAGAUCAUGCAAGAUUCGGAAUUCGCACCGAAGGAAAUCAAGAAACAUUUCAUAGAUUUUGACGGCAUGAUGUCCGAGCAUGGUGAUACUAUAUGGCGCUACGCCGAACAAUGGACGAUCGACCUGUCACAGCCAGGCGAAAUCGAACGCAAGUUAGAAGAAUGUAUUUGGACAAGCACUAUCAUCUACAGUAUUGGCGGAUGGAGCAAAGACAGAGGCUUAACAGCAGACUUUUUCUUCAUGCAUCUCGUCACCUCAAGUCUCUUCCUUCCAUCCCUGUUGCCUUACCUGCCACAAGACUCGCAAGUUCUUUUGCUUCGCGGAUACUUUGCGUCGACUCUUGGGUGUUGGAUCACAUGCGGCUUCCCCAGACUGGAUAUCCAAGGCUUCCUCAGUGCAACCUCGCAUCUUUCGUCAAAGAUCGAGGUUGCUAACCCAUUCCUCCAUAUCGUUCAAUCUGCGAUAACGCACCCAAACAAUCACAUGUUGAAGAUUCAGCGCGCGCUUGCGCAUUUCUCUUCGCUUUAUGGCGCACGGCCCAAGGGCUCAUUUGGAGGCACGGACUUGGAGGGAGCAGAAGCGCUGGAUGGAUCCCUCUUCAUUAGGACCGCGAGAUUGACUGAGGAGUAUAUGAGCCAGGGAACGAGGACCUGGAGCCAAGAAGGGUUUCCUGUGAGGGCUUAGGGCAGAGCGAGGCUUUGAGAUAUAUCUACUAUGAACACCACUUACUAUUCAAUGCAGUUCGAUUCUACUUUCAAAUCUAUCAAAUAUGUUGAAGUGUA